Chaetomium fimeti is the source of this 1211-nucleotide messenger RNA. RefSeq lists its product as uncharacterized. Bases 232 to 1131 code for a protein of 299 amino acids. NCBI's taxonomy places the organism in Eukaryota, Fungi, Ascomycota, Sordariomycetes, Sordariales, Chaetomiaceae. The record is from RefSeq and is a predicted model, not a curated record. The transcript has a single exon.
ACGCAUGAUCAAGCCAAACGUGGGAUAGAAUACAGCAACGGCCGCUAACAACCGCGGCCAGCCGGAGGCCAUCUGCUGUUGAAAACAAUAUAAAACAGCUGCCCGCAAACAACCCUCAUCCAGCAUUCUGCCUUUCCCAUCACCACACAACUUUCCGACCCCAACAAUUCUUGUUUCUCUCAUUGCUCAAAGUUGAAGGAAUUUUCCUACACUAACCACUCGACAUCCAAGAUGUCUAGCCCACUCUCACCAUUUUCCGAUCUUCUUCGCCGCAGAUUUCCAUCGUAUAAUCCACAACUCUCAUCUGCUUCGUGGGCCACCCCGAACGACAGCAGCUCGUCUUUUGGUCGUACCAUGCACCACGACAACCGAUCCAAUGAGCUCAAACCUCGUGAACUCCAUGAUAUCGAAACUUCAGGUAGUCUCGACAAACCCAUCUACCCAGGUAGCGGCGGCCACCUUUUCGCCGAGGUGGAAGAAGCACAACAAAGUCCAGUAUACCGCGAACAACAAAUCAACCACACCUGGGAAACUUCCACUGCUGCUGCUGAAUUCUCUCAGAACCCUUGGAGACCAAGCUUCCGCCGAAUCCCGGCCGUUCCAUCGUCGGCUAGCCCCUUCGUAGCCAACACUUGGCCGCGCACCGUGGCCAUGCCCUCCUACGCAGCGUUCCAUGAUCACCCAAGGCCGGCGCCGGCCUCUGACAGAGGCCCGCCAGAAUUCCAAGUCAAACGCGAGCUAACUUACACCGACGCCGCCGCUCCGACGGCAACCGACACGACGGCCGAUGCGAUACGCUUCUACCAUCCGAUGAAUUGCCGCGCGAAGAGCCUGGCAUCAACCCAGCAGGAGGUCCAUUCCCUCCUCCUUAGGGGCUUUUCGCCCAACUACCGUGGCGACCCUGCCCUCACCCGCAACCAGUCGGCAUUGAUCCCCGCCGAGGCGAACUGCAGCCUUUUCCUCGUCGGCCUUGCACCCGACCUGACAACCAACGAGCUGCUGUCCAACGUCCACGGCAUCGGCCGGGUGUACGCCACCCACAUCAACCCGCCGGACCCGGCACGCGGGCACGCCAACAGCGCGGCCAAGCUGGUAUUCUUCGAGCGCGCGGCAGCCGGUACGUACAUGUAACAAAACAAGCAAACAAAUACCACCCACUCCCCACUCCCCACUCCCACAUAAACCACACAGUCCAAAAACUAACCCUCCCC